AUGUCGUCAACCUCUGACGAUUGGAGUACAACUUGUGUGCAGAGUCUCCCUGUCGGUUGCGUGGCUUUUAAUCUUACAAAUACUGUUACUGCUACCUGCGCAGGAUGCUUUUGUAUCCUGUACACGACAUCCGAUGGGAAGCGCAAGGCAACGUUAGAGCACGCGAAUGAUUUGGUGUCAGCAUUUUUCGUUGAGCAAGAUAAGUUGAUUACCAUGACAAAGUGUGGUGAAAUGCUUGAAUGGACCAGUUCGGGGAAUACAUUUUUGCAAAUAUCCUCUCACAAGCUCACUAAUUUUGUUGUGAAGAAAGCAUUUUAUCUGCGUGAGGAAGAGCGAUGUGUGUUAGUUGUUGACCACGAAACGCACAUCACUAUUGAAAACGUGAUGCAAGACAGAUCUCUAACGCAAAUUGCACAGCUUCCUGCUGGGCUUAGCUCCGAACAAAUCUCAGUGACGAGCAGUUUUGUAACCUACUGCAGCGGUAAAGAAGUUUUUGCCAUUCCCACUGACGAAAAUCCUGUGGUCCCUGCUAGCUCCUAUGUUUGUAAAACUCAUAUCGAAGGGUUUGGGGAUCGGAACGCAGCUAAUGUUUUCGUGCGAAUCACUGCUUUGGGCGAUACAAUUGCAGCCACAUUAUCUAUUGGAAGAGUUUACGUUUGGUCGCACGUCUCACAGAAAGGAAUACAGGACUCAGCUUUUUCAGUUCAUUGGCAUAAGGUUGCUCCUAGCCUCGUGUUGACCCCCUUUGGCGGUUUAUUGUCUGCUGGUGCAGAAACCGUACUCUGCAAAUUUACUUUGAGUGGAGCUGGACGUCCAAGCAUGUUGCCUCACCUCGCAGCUCCUGUUCGAGAUCUAGCCAUUUCUGAAGAUGCCAGUCAUCUUGCAGUCAUACUGGAGGAUAACUCGGUGCAUAUUGUGAUAACUUCAAGCAUGACCUUGCUUUCUUCCUUGCAAACAGUAGUCACGUGUGAUCGCUCACUGAACACUGUCUUCUGCGGCGAUCCUCUUUGGCCGGGAGCUUUGGUGAUGAAUGGUAAACCCGGUUCGUUGCAGUGGAUAGAUUGUGAGAAGUCGUUGACACGACAGCAAGUCAGCUUCUCACUAGAAAACGUAGCUGAUGGCGACAUGUCGUUCACUGGCAUUACUUCAACUUUUCCGGAUGUCGAACGGGUGUUUUUCUUGGAUUCAGUAGUGGUCACUUUGGAACGAAUCAUCAACUUUGAUGAAGAUCAUGUGAGUUUGCUCUCUCUCUUCCUUUUGAGUGCUAUCAGGAAAUGA
Molecule: messenger RNA, 1278 nt
Organism: Haemonchus placei
Lineage: Eukaryota; Metazoa; Nematoda; Chromadorea; Rhabditida; Trichostrongylidae
Source: the annotation of a GenBank genome assembly